This is a messenger RNA of Parascedosporium putredinis, 3423 nucleotides long. Lineage: Eukaryota; Fungi; Ascomycota; Sordariomycetes; Microascales; Microascaceae. The record is from the annotation of a GenBank genome assembly.
AUGCCGGGCCUCGUCUCCGCCACAGGCGUCCUUGCCUUUCUCGCCGAUGAGGAGCCUGAACUCAAGGUCUACGCCCUCCAGACCCUCAACGAUGAUGUUGACACUGUUUGGACAGAGGUUGCUGGGUCUCUGAGCGAUAUUGAGGCGAUUUAUGAAGACGAGACCUUUCCCGAACGCCAACUAGCAGCGCUUGUCCUUUCCAAAGUCUACUAUCACCUCCAAGCGUAUAAUGACAGCAUGAACUUUGCGCUUGCCGCCGGUGACCUCUUCAAGCUCGACGCACCCGGCGAGUUCGAGGAGACCAUCAUCUCAAAGUGCAUCGAUCAGUACAUCGCGGUCAACGCCUCCGAGCAUGUCCCCAAGUCCUCGCGAGUGGAUACCAGCCUCCCUCUCCUUGCGGAUACCUUCACCGGUGCCGAUGGCUCUUCCAUCAUCUCGCCCACGACCCCUUUCUCCCAGACAACUCUUCCCCCAAGGUCGCUGCUCUCUCGGGCAUCUGUGGACAAUGCCAUGCUAGAGCCCUCUUUCCAGCCAAUCGGAAAGAUAGGUCGCCUUGGCUCUAUCGCGCAAAUAUCCGAUCGAGUGGGGAUCGCUGUUGAGGCCAAGAAGCUGGACGUCCUUCAGCGCGUCAUCAAGCGCGCCAAGGAGGACUCUAGCGGGGAUGCCGCCACCUCAGCCGAAGAGUUGAUGGAUUAUGCCCUUAGCAUCUGCCUAGAUAUCGUUCAGGAGAGGAGCUGGCGUACUGAGAUACUUCGCCUCAUUCUUGAGCUUCUCAACGACAUCCCUAACCCGGAUUAUUUCGCCAUCGCCAAGUGCGUCGUCUACCUCGACGCUGACGAGGAGGCAUCUACGCUCCUCCGGACGCUCGUUGAACAAGACGACAAGGUGUCCGUGGCCAAUGCUUACCAAAUCGCUUUUGACCUCUACGAUAAUAGCACGCAAGAGUUCCUUGGCAAGGUUAUCAAGUCCCUGCCUAGCGGCGAGGUCAAGCCUAAGCCCAACCAGGCGAGCGUCGUAGACGAGGCGGCCGCCGAGAGCGAGCCCCUACUGUCCGAGGACGCCCAGGACAGCUCUUCCGCUGACGUUGAGGAUCUCCCCGAGAACUUGGCCAAGGCGUACAAGAACAUUCGAUCCAUCCUUACCGGCAGCAAGACGAUUCAACUCAACCUCGAGUUCCUCUACCGCAACAACCACACCGAUCUCAGCAUCCUCAACAAGGUUCGCGACAGCCUAGAAGGACGCAACUCCAUCUUCCAUACCGCCCUGACCUUCUGCAACGCUUUCAUGAACCAGGGCACGACGAAUGACAAGUUCUUCCGCGACAACCUUGAAUGGCUCGGCAAGGCUGUCAACUGGUCCAAGUUCACGGCCACCGCCGCCCUCGGUGUUAUCCACCGUGGAAACUUGAGCCAAGCCCGCAAGCUUCUCGAACCCUACCUGCCUCGCGAAGGAGGCCCCAAUGGUGGUUCCAUCUUCAGCCGUGGCGGUGCGCUCUAUGCCUAUGGUCUCAUCCACGCCAACCACGGUGCUGGUGCCCUCGAGUAUCUUAAGACCAAGUUCAUCCAGGCUGAGGAGGAGGUCAUUCAGCAUGGUGGUGCUCUCGGUCUUGGUAUCGCGGGUAUGGCGACGGGCUCUGAGGAGAUCUUUGACCACCUCAAGAACGUCCUAUUCACCGACUCCGCCCUCAACGGUGAGGCUGUCGGUCUCGCCAUGGGUCUCAUCAUGUUGGGCACCGGCAACGUAUCGGCCAUUCAGACGAUGCUCAGCUACGCCCGCGACACGACGCACGAGAAGAUCGUGCGAGGCAUCGCCAUUGGUAUGGCUCUCAUCAUGUACGGCCGCCAGGAGGGCGCCGACGUCAUGAUUGAGGGCCUCCUCAAUGACCCCGACCCAACCCUCCGAUAUGGUGGCAUCAUGACUGUUGCCCUCGCCUACUGCGGCACGGGUAGCAACAAGGCCGUCCGCAAGCUUCUGCACGUGGCGGUGAGCGACGUGAGCGAUGAUGUGCGACGAAUUGCGGUGAUGAGUCUUGGCUUCAUCCUCUUCAGGAAGCCCGGCAGCGUGCCUCGCAUGGUCGAGCUCCUCUCCGAGUCGUACAACCCCCACGUUCGCUACGGUUCGGCCAUGGCCCUCGGUAUCUCGUGUGCGGGUACCGGCCUAGAUGAGGCCAUUGACCUGCUCGAGCCCAUGAUGAAGGACCCGACCGAUUUUGUCAGGCAGGGUGCUCUGAUUGCACUAUCGAUGAUCAUGGUUCAGCAAAACGAGGCAAUGAACCCCAAGGUCGGCGCAAUCCGAAAGACGCUGAAGAAGGUCGUUGGCGACCGCCACGAGGACGCCAUGACCAAGUUCGGUGCAGCCCUCGCCCUCGGCAUCAUCGACGCUGGCGGCCGCAACUGCACUAUUGGCCUCCAAACCCAGACCGGUAAUCUCAACAUGGCGGGUAUUGUCGGUAUGGCUGUAUUUACCCAGUACUGGUACUGGUUCCCCUUCACCCACUUCCUGUCACUCAGCUUCUCUCCCACAUCCAUCAUUGGUCUCGACCACGAUCUGGAGAUUCCCGACACCAAGUUCUACUCGGCGACCCGCCCCAGCCUCUUUGAUUACCCACCCGAGCAGGAGGCAAAGGCCGAGGAGGGGCCCGCGCUCAUCGCUACGGCCAUCCUCUCCACCACGGCGCAUGCCAAGAGGCGCGCUCAGAGGAAGGAGAGGGCGAUGAGGCGGGAGAGCAUGGAUCUUGACAUCCCCGCUACCAAGGCCACAGGCGCUGCCGGAGGCGAAUCUAGCGAAAAGAUGGAUGUUGAUGAGGAGAAGGACAAGAAGGACGAAAAGGAGAAGAAGGAUGAGUCCAAGGAUGAGAAGAAGGAUGGCGAGGCGGCCGCUCCUGAUUCGAAGAAGAAGGCAGAGAAGGAGAAGGUGGGCUACGAUAUGGACAAUAUGUCGAGGGUGUUGCCAGGGCAGCUGAAGUACAUCAGCUUCCCUUCCGGCAGGUAUAAGCCCGUCAAGAAGCCUACUGGUGGUCCCAUUCUCCUGCACGACACUCGCCCUGACGAGCCCAAGGCCCUCGUUGAGGAGAAGCUCAAGAAAGUAACGACGGAGCGCGCUCCUGUUGCCCCCACGGGUGGCGGUGGGGCUCGUGGAGGUCGCUCUAGCCUCGGCGCGAGCAACCCCUUCAUCGACGCUCUACAGCGCCAGGCGGGCGGUGACCUAACCCUCCGCGAACUCAACAACCUCUUCCGGCCGUCCCGUGAUGGCGCUGGUGCGGGUGGUUCGUCGGACGCUGCUGGUGCCGCAGAGCCUGGCAGCGGUGCAGCAGCGGCUGCGGGCGUGUUGACCGCGGUGGACGAGGAUGGCGAGGGAGAUGAGGAAGCCACCGUCCCCAGGGAGUUCAACUACUACACGGAUGAUGAGGAGGAGGAAGAAUAA